This is a messenger RNA of Pelmatolapia mariae (spotted tilapia), 3206 nucleotides long. Its product is annotated as protein NLRC3-like. The record is from RefSeq and is a predicted model, not a curated record. Gene Ontology annotation, biological process: intracellular signal transduction. Bases 333 to 3170 code for a protein of 945 amino acids. NCBI's taxonomy places the organism in Eukaryota, Metazoa, Chordata, Actinopteri, Cichliformes, Cichlidae. Gene Ontology annotation, molecular function: protein binding. The transcript has 9 exons.
AUUAAGACAACAGACAUGUGGGAGGCUUUCUCCUGAGAGUCACACUGAAAGUCUUGCUGCUCCUCCACAAAAUGAACUCUUCAGUUUAGAUUUGAUUAAAGACACAGCUCAGCUAAACACAACUCAAACUAAUCUACACUAUUUUUCUUUAUUACGCAGCAUUUUUAUAACUAUUUCCAGAUGUUUCUAAAGAUGAAAACAGAAUUAAACUCCAGCCUGAUCCGUUUCUGAGGUUCCUGACUCUGAACGUCCCUCAAACGCCUCUCUGAUCGUUUCCUUGCGUCGCUUUUACUUUCGCUUUCGUGAAUGUUGUGGCGCAGCUGAUCGUCUCCAUGUUAAGCAGCAUGGAUCAGUGUGAGGACAGAGAGGAGGGAGUCCCUCCCUCUAAAAGCACUCUGUGUGGGGAACAUGAGAGCCAGACCAAAGCUCAGAGCCCAGAGCUGUGGGGCGUACCAGGCUCAGCUGGACAUAACCCUAAAACUAAUCCAGAACCUGGACCUGAACCCAGCUGUGUUUCCUUAAAGAGCAACGAGUCGAAGGAUAUCGGUGUAAACUUUAACAAAAAACUGUUAUGUGACAACGAGAUCAAUAAGAGGCCAGAAUCUCCUGGACCUGAACCCAGCUGUGUUUCCUUAAAGAGCAACGAGUCGAAGGAAAUUAUUGUAAACUUUAAAGGCUGUUCUUCUGCUGCUGAGAGAGUGGAGCAGGAGAGAGCCGAGGUUUCCACUGGUCAGUCUGCACAGCAACAUCAAACACACCUGGACUCUGUGGUUAUGCGGCUGGAGGACAACAUCACCAUGUUUGUGAAGAACGAGCUGAAGAAGAUCCAGAAGCUUCUGAGUCCAGAUCACCCAGAAACCUUAAAGAGCCAGAUGGAGGAUGAGGAGAUGUUUGAAGGUGAGGAUGAAGAUGAAAGAAAGAGCUGCAGAGAAGCAUUUCUGAAGAUCACACUCCACUUCUUGAGGAGACUUAAGCAGCAUGAGAUGGCUGACCAUCUGCAGAGCAAAAUAUUUGCUUCACUCCGUAAAUGUGAACUUAAAGCCCAACUGAAGAAGAAGUUCCAGUGUGUGUUUGAGGGCAUCACUAAAGCAGGAAGCCCAACCCUUCUGAAUCAGAUCUACACAGAGCUCCACAUCACAGAGGGAGGGACUGCAGAGGUCAAUGAUGAACAUGAGGUCAGACAGAUUGAAACAGCAUCCAGGAAACCAGACAGACCAGAAACAACCAUCAGACAAGAAGACAUCUUUAAAGCCUCACCUGGAAGAGACGAACCAAUCAGAACAGUGCUGACAAAGGGAGUGGCUGGCAUUGGGAAAACAGUCUUAACACAGAAAUACAGCCUGGACUGGGCUGAAGACAAAGCCAACCAGGACAUCCAGUUCAUAUUUCCAUUCACUUUCAGAGAGCUGAAUGUGCUGAAAGAGGAAAAGUUCAGCUUGGUGGGACUUGUUCAUCACUUCUUUAAUCAAACUAACCAAUCAGGAAUCUGCAGGCUUGAAGACUUCCAGGUUGUGUUCAUACUUGAUGGUCUGGAUGAGUGUCGACUUAAUUUGGACUUCAACAAAACUAAAAUCCUGACUGAAACCAGAAAGUCCACCUCAUUGGAUGAGCUGCUGACAAACCUCAUCAGAGGGAACCUGCUCCCUUCUGCUCGCCUUUGGAUAACAACACGACCUGCAGCAGCCAAUCAGAUCCCUCCUCAGUGUGUCGACAUGGUGACAGAGGUCAGAGGGUUCACUGACCCACAGAAGGAGGAGUACUUCAGGAAGAGAUUCAGAGAUGAGGAGCAGGCCAGCAGGAUCAUCUCCCACAUCAAGAAAGCUCGAAGCCUCCACAUCAUGUGCCACAUCCCAGUCUUCUGCUGGAUCACUGCUACAGUUCUGGAGGAUGUGCUGGAAACCAGAGAGGGAGGACAGCUGCCCCAGACCCUGACUGAGAUGUACAUCCACUUCCUGGUGGUUCAGGCCAAAGUCAAGAGGAUCAAAUAUGAUGGAGGAGCUGAGACAGAUCCACACUGGAGUCCAGAGAGCAGGAAGAUGAUUGGGUCACUGGGAAAACUGGCUUUUGAUCAGCUGCAGAAAGGAAACCUGAUCUUCUAUGAACCAGACCUGACAGAGUGUGGCAUCGAUAUCAGAGCAGCCUCAGUGUACUCAGGAGUGUUCACACAGAUCUUUAAAGAGGAGAAACAACUGUACCAGGACAAGGUGUUCUGCUUUGUUCAUCUCAGUGUUCAGGAGUUUCUGGCUGCUCUUCAUGUCCACCUGACCUUCAUCAACUCUGGACUCAAUCUGCUGGAAGAACAACAAACAACGUCCAUGUGGCCUAAAUUAUUUGAUAAACCAAAACUCCAAUCUCUCCACCAGUGUGCUGUGAACAAGGCCUUACAGAGCCCCAAUGGACACCUGGACUUGUUCCUUCGUUUUCUCUUGGGUCUGAAGACUAAUCAAACUCGUUUGCAAGGCCUGAUGACACAGACAGGAAGUAGCUCACAGACCAAUCAAGAAGCAGUUCAGUACAUCAAGAAGAAGCUCAGUGAGAAUCUGUCUGCAGAGAAAAGCAUCAAUCUGUUCCACUGUCUGAAUGAACUGAAUGAUCGUUCUCUACUGGAGGAGAUCCAACAGUCCCUGAGAUCAGGACGUCUCUCCACAGAUAAACUGUCUCCUGCUCAGUGGUCAGCUCUGGUCUUCAUCUUACUGUCAUCAGAAAAAGAUCUGGAUGAGUUUGACCUGCAGAAAUACUUUGCUUCAGAGGAGGCUCUUCUGAGGCUGCUGCCAGUGGUCAAAGUCUCUAAAACAGCUCUAUUGAGGAGCUGUGGUUUGUCAGAGAUCAGCUGUGAUUAUCUGGCAGCAGCACUGAAGUCCAACCCCUCCCAUCUGAGAGAGCUGGACCUGAGCUACAACUACAAGCUGCAGGAUUCAGGAGUGAAGCAUCUGUGUGGUUUCCUGGAGAGUCCAGGAUGUGGACUUGAAACUCUGAGAUUGAGGAGCUGUGGUUUGUCAGAGAUCAGCUGUGAUUAUCUGGCAGCAGCGCUGAAGUCCAACCCCUCCCAUCUGAGAGAGCUGGACCUGAGUAACAACAAGCUGCAGGAUUCAGGAGUGAAGCAUCUGUGUGGUUUCCUGGAGAGUCCAGGAUGUGGACUUGAAACUCUGAGGUCAGUCAGCAUGUUUUAGUUGUGCUGAGAUGAAUAUGAUGUGAAAGUUGUGCUG